Ananas comosus (pineapple) is the source of this 1979-nucleotide messenger RNA. Its product is annotated as protein IQ-DOMAIN 14-like. Gene Ontology annotation, molecular function: protein binding. Lineage: Eukaryota; Viridiplantae; Streptophyta; Magnoliopsida; Poales; Bromeliaceae. Bases 330 to 1673 code for a protein of 447 amino acids. The transcript has 6 exons. The record is from RefSeq and is a predicted model, not a curated record.
UCUUAACAUGUGCACUUGUGUGUGCUGGAUCUUUCUCCCUCUCAACACUACCAAAUUUUUGUGUCCACAAAAUCAUCCCACAUCUAAAUGAGAAAUCUCCAACAAUUUGAUUGAAGAAGAAUCUUAGGGCUUUUUACCAUUGCUGGUUCUUCCUUUCAUCAUCAGGUAUUUCUACAUAUAUUUCUCUUCCUUUUUCUUAUCAAUGGUUCUUCUACCAGGUUGAUGCAGGUUUUGAUGGUUAUAAUAGCCAUUGGGCUAUGAUCAAUAAUCCUAGUGAGAGAAGGUUCUGAAACAAGAGAUUGGAUUAGUACCUUUUUGGUGGUCUUUUAAUGGCAAAGAAGAAGAGUUGGUUAGACCAACUGAAGAAGUUUUUUGGGUCCGACUCAAAAGCGAAACAAGAAAAGAAGGGGAGGAGAAUAAGAUGGCUUUUCGGAAGGCUCAUGUCCAAGAACUCUCCUCCUCUUCCACCCCCACCUCUAGAGAAGGAAAGUGAAAUAAGGAAAGCUGAAGAAGAGCAAAGCAAGCACGCAUUGGCUGUUGCUGUCGCGACAGCAGCAGCUGCUGAAGCAGCUGUCGCUGCCGCUCAGGCGGCUGCUCAGGUUGUCCGACUCACAGGUGAUCGGUCAUCUUACAAUUGGAGUCGAGAAAUCGCAGCCAUCAAAAUUCAGUCUGCCUUCCGUGGAUUUCUCGCAAGGAAAGCUUUGCGAGCAUUGAAGGGCUUGGUUAAACUCCAAGCUCUGGUUCGCGGACAAGCAGUGAGGCGCAAGACAACCAUAGCUUUAGAAGGUUUGGAGUCUCUUAUGAGGAUUCAAACGCAUGCCUGUGCCAGUAGAGCCAACCCUGGCCACAAUUUUCCUGUCUAUAAAAGUCGAGACAGCAACCAGAGGAAAAUGAAGGAAUCAGCUGAUAUUGAAGAAGGUAAGGAGAGAAGCUGGGAUGGAAGCAUCUUAUCUAAAGAAGAGAUAAAUUCCAUACUGCGAAAGAGGGAAUUGGCUGCACUAAAGCGAGAGCGGGCAUUGGAAUAUGCAUCUUCUUAUCAAGAGAGAAGAAAUGCACGAAGGCAACUGGUGCCCAGAGAAGAGCUCAAUGAUCUGAACCAUAGAUGGAUGUGGCUUGAGCAAUGGGUCGGUUCACAACCAUUAGAUACAGAAAAUUAUGAGAUCCAUCAACAACCAUCAAUCGCAGAUGACACCCUCGAUCCUAAUAUUCAUGCUUCAGAUUUGGUCAACUAUUUACACUCCUCACACAGAGAGAAAAUGGAAGAAAUCCAACUCAGAUACUUGGCUAGAAAAUCCUUUAAUAGUUCAAGGAGGACUUCGUUAAGGGAUGAUGAUUCCUUUUCAAGCUCCCCUUCUUUCCCAAACUACAUGGCAUCAACAGCAUCAACUAAGGCAAGGUUUAGAUCGAUGAGCACACCAAAACAGCGGUUUGUGACUGCAGAUAUUUUUUCUGAUCACUGUUACCCAUAUACAGAUAGGGUACAGUCACCAAUUCCUUCAAUUGUUAGUGAUGCCAGCCUCAUUAAAGCGACAAAGUCUCCUUUGUUUCUUCAGGGAUCCCCUCGCUUAAAAGGUCAGGCAGGACCUGUUAAAUCGCGCAGAUCUUCCGGUUAUCUCAGCUUUGACUCUGAGUGCUCAUUGCUUAAUUUGGAUCAGCAUAAUGGUUUUAGGUGAACUCAUCUGAGUGCAUUGUAUAAAAGCGAGUGCAGGUUUGUGGUGUUCUUUGUCUGUUGUUGUGGAUCCAAUUAAGCCAUUUCUCAAAAUUUUGUAUGUGCCUGUGUGUUUUCUGUUGAUGUGAACUUUAAACUGCUUGCGACUUGUGUACAAAAGCAUCAGAUGACACUCAAGUAUAUAUGUUUCAAAUAAAACCACCAUUAAAUUACUCUUUUCCUCCGUUGUCUCCUUUGAUGCUCAUGUAGUUGAUCUGUAUAAAAAGAAUGAUGGCCUGUUGGCAAAUCAUUGGGCAAAUAUUCUGUCUUA